AGCGGCCCCUCAGGUACGCGGACAAGAUGGCGGCGGUAGCGGGGGAUAGCGCUAUGGAGGUGGUGCCGGCGCUGGCCGAGGAGGCCGCAGCCGAGGCGGCGGGCCCCAGCUGCCUGGUGCAGCUGCCGGGCGAGGUGCUGGAGUACAUCCUCUGCAGCGGCUCCCUCACGGCGCUCGACAUCGGCCGCGUGUCCAGCACCUGCCGUCGCCUGCGCGAGGUGUGCCAGAGCAGCGGCCAGGUGUGGAAGGAGCAGUUCCGGGUGAGGUGGCCCUCUCUGAUGAAGCACUACAGUCCCACCGACUACGUCAAUUGGUUAGAGGAAUAUAAAGUUCGGCAGAAAGCUGGCUUAGAAGCCCGGAAGAUUGUAGCCUCCUUCUCCAAACGGUUCUUUUCAGAGCAUGUUCCUUGUAACGGCUUCAGUGACAUUGAAAACCUCGAGGGGCCAGAGAUCUUUUUUGAGGAUGAGCUGGUGUGCAUCCUAAACAUGGAAGGAAGGAAAGCUUUGACCUGGAAAUACUACGCAAAGAAAAUUCUUUACUACCUGCGGCAGCAGAAAAUUCUGAACAACCUCAAGGCUUUCCUGCAGCAGCCCGAUGAUUAUGAGUCAUAUCUGGAAGGUGCCGUUUACAUCGACCAGUACUGCAACCCUCUCUCCGACAUCAGCCUCAGAGACAUCCAGGCCCAGAUCCACAGCAUCGUGGAACUUGUAUGCAAAACCCUCCGUGGUAUCAACAGCCGCCACCCCAGCCUGACCUUCAGGGCAGGCGAGUCCUCCAUGAUAAUGGAGAUAGAACUCCAGAGCCAAGUUCUGGACGCCAUCAACUAUGUCCUGUAUGACCAGCUGAAGUUCAAAGGGAACCGCAUGGACUACUACAACGCCUUGAACCUGUACAUGCACCAGGUAUUGACCCGCAGAACAGGAAUCCCCAUCAGCAUGUCUCUGCUAUACCUGACCAUCGCCCGGCAGCUGGGUGUCCCGCUGGAGCCUGUCAACUUCCCAAGCCACUUCCUCCUGAGGUGGUGCCAAGGCGCAGAAGGGGCAACCCUGGACAUCUUUGACUACAUCUACAUAGAUGCUUUUGGGAAGGGCAAGCAGCUCACAGUGAAGGAGUGUGAGUACUUGAUUGGCCAGCACGUGACGGCGGCAUUAUAUGGCGUGGUGAACGUGAAGAAAGUGCUGCAGCGGAUGGUGGGCAACCUGUUGAGCCUGGGCAAGAGGGAAGGCAUUGACCAGUCCUACCAGCUCCUCAGAGACUCUUUGGACCUGUACCUGGCAAUGUACCCGGACCAGGUGCAGCUCCUGCUCCUCCAGGCCAGACUCUACUUCCACCUGGGCAUCUGGCCAGAGAAGUCUUUCUGUCUUGUCUUGAAGGUGCUUGAUAUCCUCCAGCACAUCCAGACCCUCGACCCCGGGCAGCACGGGGCGGUGGGCUACCUAGUGCAGCACACACUAGAGCACAUUGAGCGCAAGAAGGAGGAGGUAGGCGUGGAGGUGAAGCUGCGCUCUGAGGAGAAGCACAGAGAUGUCUGCUACUCCAUCGGGCUCGUUAUGAAGCAUAAGAGAUACGGCUACAACUGUGUGAUCUAUGGCUGGGACCCCACCUGCAUGAUGGGGCACGAGUGGAUUCGCAACAUGAACGUGCACAGCCUGCCUCAUGGCCACCAUCAGCCCUUCUACAAUGUUCUGGUGGAGGAUGGCUCCUGCAGAUAUGCAGCCCAAGAGAACCUGGAAUACAACGUGGAGCCUCAGGAAAUCUCACACCCAGACGUGGGACGCUACUUCUCAGAGUUCACAGGCACGCACUACAUCCCAAAUGCAGAGCUGGAGAUCCGGUACCCCGAGGACCUGGAGUUUGUGUACGAGACGGUGCAGAACAUUUACAGUGCAAAGGAGGACACGGCUGAGUAGACUCAGGACAUUGCACCUCUGCUGCUGCUGCUGCCGCCUUCUAGGGGAAGGAUUCCUGAAGGACUAGUGCGGUCCCCUUGGAGUCAGCACAGGACAGCCACUUCACCAGCAGCCUUGGCUGCCUCCCCAGUUUAGAUGGCGUGUGCUCCUCCGGCCACAGAGACAGCGCUGCUCUCCGCUACACUAGUGAAUCAGUUGAAAGGCACCGUGUCCAGUGGCAUGGCUUGUCUGCUUGUCCCGUGGUGACAGUGUGUGACAUUCUGUCCUCAUGAGGUCUCACCGUCCACACUCUGUUCUUUCAUCCCCCCCCACCCUUGUCUCCAUUCACACUGUGGCAGCAUUUCUCCAGCUGGACAGAUGGGGUCCACAUUUCCUGCACUCUCUGGAGCUUGGGCACCCCGAGUCGGUGCCACCUGCCCCUUUGCCUUGGGGUGGUUGUAUUCAGAUGAAGGCAUGGAGAUGGGACUCAGAACGAGUAGAAUUAAUUUUUUGCUAAUACAUGAAACACAUAUUUUAAGUGUUCCUUUUUUCCCCCUUUUAAUUUAAAUUGGGAGAAUGAAUGGCAUCAUCUCCUUUCUACCCCACUGGAGUCUGUGCACAUUUCUGCCCGUCGUGAGCUUCCGUCUUCUUCCAUUGGUUCUCUGAGCAAAUGCACAGCAAUGCCUUUCCCAGUUCUCCACCGUCAUCAGCUGCUGCUUUACUACGACUACUUGUGUAAUCGUGAGCGGAUCUUAAGUCGGUCGGUCAUAGGUCCGUUUCCCUAGUGAGGCCUGCAGGCCAGAUGAAAAUUGCUCUGAAAACUUGUAGCUCCUGGUCCCCAAAGACCAAGAGAAUGGGUAUGUGUUGCGAUCAGGAAAAUGAACUAGAGAAGCCUAACUUGAGGAAAUAGGUUUCACACCCCUGUCACCCCUUAGACUCUUCUGUCACAUUAGACUCUCCAUUUGGAGAGUGUAGGGCUUAUGGGGAGAGGCAUGCAUGCUUUGGGCUUCAAGCUGCGUCUGAAGGCUCCAGGACACUGUCUCCAGGAUAAGGCCUAGCCUCGGGCACCCUGGCUUCUGCCUGGUGCUCUCGGUGAGUGUGAAAGGACUGACCCUUUUGCAGGUCCUAGUGGGGGCCACUGGGUUCUCAACCAAACUGGCCCGUCCAUUGGGCUGAAGGCACUUGUGCCCUGCGUUUAGAAUGCCGUUGCUCUAGUGAGCAGGGCUGUAGGGGCUGCCUGCCUGCCUGCUUCUGCAUGUGUAUUCUACGGCACUCUAGAUGACUGUCCCCUCCUUGGUUGCCCUUCGCCAGUCCCAGAAUGACAGGGGAGACCAUAGGCAGUCUCUAGAAGGACAGGAAACCUGAGACUCUUAACAGCUGGUGAGGCUCUUGUCUAGCGUCUGUUUCUCACCAGUCAGAACUCAGGCGGUUUGAACUCACAUUUGAAGUUGGACCAACCACUCAGCAUCUGCCUGAGGUUGGAGGAUUUUACAACCACUCAUUUCAAGGUGAAAAUCCAUCCACACAGAUCCACACUCUUGUGUCUUGUUAUAAGCAGCCACGGAGCAUGCUGGGAGCUCCCAUUGUUGGGCUUGUGCUUUGAUUUCCGUUUUCCUAGAGAAACAUCAAAGCUGACCUGAUGUAAAUAUGUACCUAGACUGUUUUUAAACGUGUUUCUUCACGAAGGCUUCGUUUGGCUGAGGGAGCCUGUAUCACCCGUGUAAGUUGGUAGUUGGGCACUUUAUAUUUUUCUAAAAAUGUGUUUUGGAUCCUGUACUCUAAUAAAUCAUAAGUUUCUUUUUAAAAAUUUUUCCAAAAGUUUUCUCCAUUUUCAAAAGCCCUGUUAUAAAAAGUAGAACUUUCACAAUGUUAAAAUACUAAAUAUUUGGUGAUAGCAACUUCUCUUCAAAUGAAUGCCAAGGGUUUUUUGUUUUGGUUUGGUUUUGGUUUCUUUUGUACAAUUAAUAAACGAAGUUACCGAGAGAAACCACACCAGUGGCCUGCCCACCUUCAUUCAGCAGCAGCGAGAGAAGAGAAAGCAGGGUCUUCCUCCUGAACAAAGUGGGGGAAAACAGCAGAUCCUAGUUUUCCUUUUAACAUCUGAUAAGUGUCUUACUGAGUGCGGACUUCGGGGCCUUGGGAAUAGAGUAUCUGGUUGUCAGAGGAAGGACGCCUUCUGCCUGUGAGCUGAGAACUGCAAAUGCAAGGACAGAAAACCAGGACCGUGGUGUCUGUUGUCACUGUCGGCAUGGUAGCUGCACUGCACAGCACUCGGGUGUCCUGCUGUGUACACUGGGUGGGACGCCCCUGUACGCUGUAGCCCCAGAGACCAGAUGGGGACAUUUCCCUCAUAGUACCUAGAACUUGCCUUGCACACUCACCCAAGGUCCGGUGUCUACAGACAUACUCAGAAAUAGGCACAGAGAGACUUAGAUGUCCAAGGCUAGACCAUCUCCGUCACCCCGGCUUGCCAUGACCUUGUUUAUAAGCUUGGACUCAGUUAUGUCUGUCACAGCAGCUGCUUAUGCUCUUGUUCGGAAGUGUUUGUGUCUUCCUUGCCCUAGGAAAUGGAACCAGGCCAGCAGCAGGUCCCUCUCCUCUAAAGUCAACUGUUUGCUCUGGUUCCAGCUGGAAAUGGAGGGGAUUGGAUAACCAGAGGCUUCAUUUCAGAACAUCUGUGGCUGUCGUCACCCAGAUGUGAUCCAUGCUGUCUUUGUUUAUCUGACUUUGUUUGGAUGGAAGAAAGGAAUAUGUAUGGAGGCAAAAUCCAGAAUCCACUGGGCUCUUGAUGGGAGGAUUCCCAUUGUUCUCACGGGUGCACUGGCUAAACAGUUCCGUGACCUCAUGGCUGGAAAGCCUAAUCACCAAAACGCCUUGGCUGCACUGGGCGGCAUCCCUUGCUUGUCUUUUGAUUUGAAAGGAAUGAGGGUCGCUGUCCCUCAAGGCUGCUUAGAGGCAGGCCGCUGCUGAAUUAGGCCCUUGCUGGGAUAGGAUCCUGCUGUGUAAACCUAGGCCAGGCUGUUUGUGCAGGUGAGUGGAUGGGAGAACCACCCCUGAGCCCAGCCCUUCACAGUCAUGCUACGGACACAACUACCUCACUGCACUGCUUCCCAACCUGUUGUAAGCAUCCCGAAGCCUGGGAGUUGAAGAACAUUCCCUUCUGUGGAUAAAUACUCUGUGCAAUUACACCAUCAACGUGCGGCAGCCAAGUAGUGAUGAUUGUAUCGGGUUAACACUGCUUCUGAAU
Molecule: messenger RNA, 5136 nt
Organism: Chionomys nivalis (European snow vole)
Lineage: Eukaryota; Metazoa; Chordata; Mammalia; Rodentia; Cricetidae
Gene: Fbxo21
Product: F-box protein 21
Exons: 12
Coding region: 27-1910 (627 amino acids)
Molecular function (GO): protein binding; DNA binding
Source: RefSeq, a predicted model, not a curated record